AUGGCAAAACCCUUUGAAAAUGGACAGUAUUUGGACAUUUAUGGAAUUACAAGGGACCAGGCCGGGGAGUAUGAGUGCAGUGCGGAAAAUGAUGUCUCCUUCCCAGACGUGAAGAAAGUGAAAGUGGUCGUGAACUUUGCGCCUACGAUUCAGGAAAUUAAGUCUGGCACGGUGACCCCGGGACGCAGCGGACUGAUAAGAUGCGAAGGCGCAGGUGUGCCACCGCCAGCCUUCGAAUGGUUCAAAGGAGAGAAGAAGCUCUUCAAUGGCCAACAAGGAAUUAUUAUUCAAAAUUUCAGCACAAGAUCCAUUCUUACGGUUACCAACGUGACCCAGGAGCACUUCGGCAACUAUACCUGUGUGGCUGCCAACAAGCUGGGAACAACCAACGCGAGCCUGCCCCUCAACCCUCCAAGUACAGCCCAGUAUGGAGUUACCGGAAGGGCUGGCCUCCUCUCCUCCUGCGGGUACCUUGUGUUGACACUCUCUGCCAUCACCAGCACUUUCUACCUGAAGAAUGCCAUCCUACAAUGAAUUUAAAGACCCGUAAAUGGCUUUUAAAGAGUCUCUGAAAGUGCUGAUGGCUGGAUCCAAUCUGGUACCAUUUGUUAAAAGCAGCGUGGGAUGUAAUCAGCUUACACGGGAUGACUUCUGUGGAAUCGUUCGUUGUGUAAAUACUUUAAUUCUACUCUCCUUUUGAUUAGCCGCAUUACCUUGUGAGGCAUACAUAUUGUCCUUUUUUAAGACGUGAAAGCUCUGAAAUUACUUUUAGAGGAUAUUAAUUGUGAUUUCAUGUUUGUAAUCUACAACUUUUCAAAGGCAUUCAGUCAUGGUCUGCUGGGUUGCAGACUGUAGUUUACAAAAUCGAAUAUUGCAGUGAAAACGUGACUCUUUAAGGCUGCAAUACAAGUGUUCAGUGCCCUGUUUCAAUACGAGUCAGUCCACAUUUACAAGAUGCAUUCUUUUCUUUUUUGAUAAAAAGAGCAAAUAAUAUUGCCUUCAGAUCAUUUCUUCAAAAUAAACACAUAUCUAGAUGUCUCUGCUCACACAACAUCCAGGUUUCAGAAGUGAGCCUUGUAAUAGACCUGCUGUGUGGCUCUGCUUCCCUCCCCGUCAGUCCAGCAUGGGUGUGCCUUCAUCGACUAGUCUUUUCUCUUUGUCUCCGAUGAAUAGAUAAUGUUUUGCUCAAUCUUACAAUUUGGAAACAAAAAUAAACUACACAGAUAAAGUUAAGCCCUACCCUGUCUCUGAAGAACCAAGGAGCUGUUGGGCUGAAUUCCUUCAUUUAGUUUUCAUGAUAAAAACAAUUUAAUAACAGAGUAUAGCAAGUGUGGCAUAUGGGUGAAGUUAAAUAGCUCCACUGUGAGAAAG
This is a messenger RNA of Nannospalax galili (Upper Galilee mountains blind mole rat), 1371 nucleotides long. RefSeq names its product neuronal growth regulator 1. The record is from RefSeq and is a predicted model, not a curated record. The coding region runs from base 1 to 534 and encodes 177 amino acids. Lineage: Eukaryota; Metazoa; Chordata; Mammalia; Rodentia; Spalacidae. Gene Ontology annotation, cellular component: neuron projection. The transcript has 5 exons.